AUGGUUUUGUCACCACACUAUUUGUCAGUAUAUGAGAAGGUCUCUCUCACUUUAGAAUCAUUAUAUAUAUAUAAUAAGGCCACCAUCCUUGCCACCACCACUACGCCCGCCACAAUUGCAACCACAACCGCCACAACAAAAAAUUGGCAUCACAAGCAGGUGGGAACUCUGGAUCCAAAGGCUAUGAAUGAUGAAAAUUGCACUGGAAAUUCUAGUGAAGGCAACAAUAAUAUUACAUGGUGGAAGAGUAGUGCAGCCACAGAGAAGAACAAGGUGAAAAUGAGAAGGAAACUAAGAGAGCCAAGGUUUUGUUUCCAAACAAGAAGUGAUGUUGAUGUUCUUGAUGAUGGUUAUAAAUGGAGGAAAUAUGGCCAAAAAGUUGUCAAGAAUAGCCUUCAUCCAAGGAGUUAUUACAGGUGUACACAUAGCAACUGCAGGGUGAAGAAGAGAGUUGAAAGACUCUCAGAAGAUUGUAGAAUGGUGAUAACCACUUAUGAAGGUAGACACAAUCACAUCCCUUCCGAUGACUCAAAUUCUUCAGACCAUGAAUGUUUCACUUCUUUUUAAUAAUAUUUUCCUUCAUAUAAUUGAAGAGACAUGGGAAACAGAAAAUUUGUCCACAAAUCUUUUGUUAUGAUUAAGAAACAGAUUUCUAUGUAUUUAUUGUUAUUUGUUAAUGCUUAAAUCUGCAUUCAUAUAUGAACUACAUUCUUCAUUAGGUUGUUUCAAAUAUGGAAUGAUAAAAGUUUUGCUA
Arachis ipaensis is the source of this 754-nucleotide messenger RNA. Its product is annotated as putative WRKY transcription factor 12. Gene Ontology annotation, molecular function: DNA-binding transcription factor activity; sequence-specific DNA binding. Gene Ontology annotation, biological process: regulation of DNA-templated transcription. The record is from RefSeq and is a predicted model, not a curated record. Lineage: Eukaryota; Viridiplantae; Streptophyta; Magnoliopsida; Fabales; Fabaceae.